GCAAACUAUGGGAAGUUCCAAAAGAGUUAAAAGAGAUAAUCAAAAUAGUAGUUUGAACAAAGCACGGCGUGAUGACGAUAAUGAGGAAGGAAUUUAUACGGUUGAAAACAUAUUAGCACAUAGACUAUCAACAAAUGGACAUCUUGAAUACAAAGUAAAAUGGGCAGGUUAUGAUGAAAGUGAAUCGUGUUGGGUAAACGCUACUGAUGUGUUUGCACCAUAUUUUGUUACCCGUUAUUGGAAUGACCAAAAGAUGAAAUCAUCUGCACAAUCGUCCAAACAAAGUGUUAAAAAUAAUCAAUCAAAUAAAGAAAUCAGUUCGGAUAUCAAGGAUAAUCAAGAUCAAGCUCAAAUUAAUUCUAAAAGGCUGAGCUUGAAGAGAAAUAAAACGAAAAAUAAUAGUCAAGUUAAUAUCUCUUAUGAUAACACAACUCCAAUGUGUUUGAGUAAGGUUGAUAAAAUAAGCAACGUAAAUUCAAAUAAUGACAUCUCUUCAGAUAAUGAGACUUUUGAUAAUACGGAUGAAAACAAUUUUAUGAGCACAAAUAUUAUCUCUUCAAAAAUUGAUAACCUCAAUACUGAGGUUGAGAUUGAAACUACUAGUUUUAAUAAGAAUGUGAAAACAGAUAAAGAUACUACAAAAGUUAAUGAUGAAACAAUAAUCGAAGAUGACAAUUCAUACAUUAUUGUUUCCGAAGAUGAUCCACUGAAUUUGGUAGAGGUUGUUCUUGAUAUGAAACCUAUUGACGCUCAACUGCAACAAAAAAACUUUGAGAAAGAUAUUACACAACUUAAUUUCAGAGCAGAAAAGAAUUGGGAGAAUUAUGCGACAGUUAUUGAUAUCAAAAUUGACCCCGGUAGUGGGGAUCUUAUGUGUGUUCUAAAAUGGAUUGAUGGAAUCAGAACACUUCAUCAUUGUAACAAAGUUCAUCAACGGUGUCCUCAAAAG
Racocetra persica is the source of this 949-nucleotide messenger RNA. Lineage: Eukaryota; Fungi; Glomeromycota; Glomeromycetes; Diversisporales; Gigasporaceae. The record is from the annotation of a GenBank genome assembly.